AUGAAUUCUAACAUCGAGCUGCAUUGGCGCCGUUUUUUGAUGCACGUCCCGCAGCCGUUGCGCCGCUUCUUCAAGCAGGGCAGGCGACGAGGGGUUGUUGUAGCGUUGGCCCUGUUGUUCCUCAUCUACUAUCUGUACCCGUCGGGCGGCGGCGAAUCGUUAAAAGCCUACCAGAAAAAUUCGUGCCUUCGAGAUCGAUUGGCACAUUAUUUAGUCAGGGAAAAGGAUUCAGCAGUCAGUGUCGAUGAUUGGGCCGUAAAAUUUGCCGGAAAUGGAUUCCUGGGUGUUGGUGCGGAAAACGAGCUGUAUUUUCGGGAUACGAACUCUCACACGCUUUCGCUAGCCUCAGCAUUCUAUCCACUGGUAGAUGUGGAACUGCCAGAAUCGUGGUCGAAGAAAAGUGCUGAGAUCACCGAUUUCGAAAAGGGUGAAUGGCGCCGGAUCCAUUGCUACGACGUCGUGGGCGAGUGUGCUUGCGUUGAGGAGCGAAUCUACGCACACGCGACCAGGCCGAAUCUUUUGGUGCAAGACGUGAAGAUCAUCAAUCCGACGAGCAGCGCCAUCCAAGUAAAACUACAGCGCCGUCCGUCGAACAAAUGGACCGCGGGUUCUGCCACCGAGGCUCCGACUUCGACAGCCCAGACACGUGAAAUCAGCGGCAAAGACAACACGUCCGUAUUGGCGUCCAUUUGCUCCAGCGCGCCAGGAUCAGUGACAAUUUCGCAGAAAAGAGAAGAGACCUUCUCGUUCAUCUGCGGCGCCGGGCAUGCGGUGUUGAAGAAUUCGGAAGUUGCCGGCGGCAAAGGCAAAGUCUCCACCCAAGCGAUCGAGGCUUUCCAAAAUGCGCGCUUCCUCUCGUCGGCCGACCUCGAGAAGGAGCACGAGGCUGCGUGGAAGGAGCUGCAACAGACAACUUUCUACCUCUCGCCCUCAAAAGCUCCGGAUGUCCUGAAUGGGGUGCAAAUCAACGCUACAAGAUACGCCCUGCUCAGCCACGUCGAGGCGAAAGGGCUGUUGGUUGGCGAGCCGGCCGAUCAGAAGCUGACAGCCGAUCGUCUCCUGGGCCAACUGGGCAAAUGCUACUCUGGCCACUCGAACCUCCUCUUCCCCUCCAAGUUAUGGCAAUCGCUGUCGGAUUCGGCUCAAAUUGGCCGUGUUGCUGAAAUUUGGCUGCUCACAUUGGAAAAGAAGGGCUGCGGCGAGUUGAUCAAGGCCGGCGCGCGCGGGGUGUCAAAGGCCUUUGUGCUAUCCCUGCUUGCCGCGACAUUCGACCAAAAUCAUCUGGAAAUUGGCAUUGACCCGGCGGAUUUGCACAGACAAAUGAGAGCCUUCCGCCUCCCUAUGCCCGGCGCCACAAAAGCCCUCGUUGACGUGAAUCUCCAUCUGGACGAGGAGAACAUCAACUAUAUGCUGGUCUCCUCCACCGACCAACUCUUCGCCUGCCCGGCCGGAUGCCAAGAAGACCCGGUGACGCUGAGCGCCAGGCCGGUCAAGCUGCCGGUGAAGAUCACCAAACCUCUGACGGCGAUCGUGUACGUGGCGACGAGCCGCAGGCAUCUGUUGCAGUUGCGCUCAACGAUUCAUGUUUCUGAGGUCAACCACGCGCCGGCGCAUGAGAAUGAGGUCAUCGCCCUUCACGAGCACGGGCACCGUCUCGGCGGUCUUCCGAUGGUCUUCUGGGUGUUCCUCGGCAUAAUUCUCGUCGCGUUCCACGCAUUUUUGGUUAAGUUGCUGUGGACCGAGUGGCGCAAGGGUGACACCACCCCCUACAACCCCUACCUUCGAUUCCGCUACCAAAACCAGCGGAGCCAC
This is a messenger RNA of Mesorhabditis spiculigera, 1812 nucleotides long. The record is from the annotation of a GenBank genome assembly. Lineage: Eukaryota; Metazoa; Nematoda; Chromadorea; Rhabditida; Rhabditidae.